AUGAGCUCUGUAACUGUAAUUGCGAAUUGGAAGCAAACUGUUCUCUACUUAAUCCUAAUCGUCUCUCUUGUCUACGUCAUCGAAACUCUAAUCUCGCACAAAUUACACAUCAACCAUAGCAAAAUCCGACUGAAAAGGUCUCCGGAUCUUCCUCUACGGUUCCGCGACGAUGGCACUUUCAAAAUCCUCCAGGUCGCGGAUAUGCAUUACGGAAUGGGGAGUAUCACUCGGUGCAGAGAUGUGUUGGAUGCUCAAUUCGAACACUGUUCUGAUCUCAAUACCACUCGCUUCCUUCGGAGGAUGAUUGAAGCUGAGAAACCCGAUUUGAUCGCUUUUACUGGGGAUAAUAUAUUUGGAUCAAGCACUACUGAUGCAGCGGAGUCUCUUGUUGAAGCCAUUGGUCCAGCCAUUGAACAUGGAAUCCCAUGGGCUGCGGUUUUAGGAAAUCAUGACCAGGAAUCCACUCUGAACCGUCAAGAACUGAUGACUUUCCUCUCCCUUAUGGAUUUUUCUGUCUCUCAAAUUAAUCCACCAGCCGGUGAUGAUUUGGACGAAGCUGAAAGAGGCGAAUUGAGAUCAAUUGAUGGCUUUGGGAAUUACCACUUAAGAGUGCACGGUGCACCUGGCUCCGUGCUGUCAAAUAGUACCGUCUUUGACCUCUUCUUUCUUGACAGUGGAGAUAGAGAAUCAGUCCAAGGUAGACGAACAUAUGGAUGGAUCAAGGAAUCUCAACUUCGCUGGCUUCAAGAUACUUCUAAACAGGGAUAUAACCAGAACAUAGGAAACUUUCUUGGUAAUCCUCCAGCGUUGGCUUUCUUCCACAUCCCAAUCUUGGAAGUCCGUGAUCUGUGGUACACACCCUUUAUUGGCCAGUUUCAGGAGGGCGUGGCAUGCUCCACUGUUCAAUCUGGACUUUUGAAUACCUUUGUGUCCAUGGGAAAUGUAAAAGCCGCGUUCAUAGGACACGACCAUAUCAAUGAUUUCUGUGGAAAUCUGAAAGGGGUGUGGUUUUGUUACGGUGGAGGAUUUGGAUACCAUGCUUAUGGAAGACCAAACUGGCACCGAAGAGCGAGAGUGAUAGAGGCUAAGCUUGGGAAAGGAAGAGACUCGUGGACAGGAGUCGAACGUAUUAGAACGUGGAAACGUCUAGAUGAUGAAGACUUGAGCAAGAUAGACGAACAAGUCUUAUGGGAAGCUUCCUACUCAUUUCUGAAAUGA
Microthlaspi erraticum is the source of this 1218-nucleotide messenger RNA. The record is from the annotation of a GenBank genome assembly. NCBI's taxonomy places the organism in Eukaryota, Viridiplantae, Streptophyta, Magnoliopsida, Brassicales, Brassicaceae.